AUGUACCUGAGCGCCAUACGGCAGAACAAUGUGCCAAGUCUGAAGUGCGCAGCUCACACGCUUCAGCUGUGCGUUCACAAGGCGCUCAGCGUGACGGGCGUGGAGCGACUGCUAGCCGCCUGUCGUCGUACUGUGGGUCACUUUAAACACAGUUCGAACAACCAGGCCGUCCUUUCAAAACAUGCCGCUGAACUCGCAGCACCUAAGAAGAAGCUUCAGCAGGACAUCGCAACACGGUGGAACAGCACGUACAUAAUGAUAACCAGCCUGCUUGAACUGAAGGAGCCUUUGCGCCGCUCCAUGGAGGACAGCAGUACCAUAAAAUCGUCGAUUCCCCACCUCACAGACGUCGAUUGGGACAUGUUGGAGCAGCUUCGGGAAGUUCUGAAGCCCCUGCUCGACAUUACUGAGCUCCUUAGAGGGGACAAAAAGCUAAAACAAAUCGUCAACCUAUGUUUUUUCAAUCUGAUAACAAGCUCACACAAUUGCGAGCUUCAACGCUACUAUAACCUGAGUACAUCAAGGCUUUCCCAGCUAACACAUGCGUCUUCGGACGACGAUUCUACUGAUCUGACGCCCAAGAAAAAAAGAAAAUACGUUUUCUCGGAGGAAAACGAAGAGCCCACCAUCUCCUGCCAAGUGUCGCUUUAUCGAUCGAUGGCCGAGGUGACGGACGAUGAACUGGACCCCCUACAGUGGUGGCGAGCUCGGGGCUCUCUGUUUCCUCAAAUUGUGCCAAUUGUGAAGAGGGUGAUGUGUGUCCCAGUCACCUCAACGCCCUGCGAGCGUCUGUUCAGCGCAGCAGGGAUGAUCGUCAACAAACAAAGAAACUCGCUCCUGCCGGAAAAUGUCAACAAGGAUCAUUUUAAACUCGUGAAAACGAAAGAGAAUGGGAACAUUGAUGUUAGGUGUCUGAAGGGCGCCCUGAAAAUCAAGAUCAUCUCGGCGUCCGUCACUUGCACGUCUAAUCUCAGAAAGCAUUUGAUGAGGCCUCACAAGGAAGCACUAAAGAGUGUCAACAAGAGCAAGAAGAAUGUCGCCGGGGUAAAACGGAAAGCCGCGGUACCCAAGGAAAGACCCGAAUGUAGCACAGGGCCUCCACAACAUAGAAUAGCAGCAGUCCAGCCAUCAGUGGCAGACUGCAUCAGGAGCUCGAAGUCCCCGUUCGGCCAGAGUACGAGUACUUAG
Messenger RNA from Ixodes scapularis (black-legged tick), 1188 nucleotides. RefSeq lists its product as uncharacterized. The record is from RefSeq and is a predicted model, not a curated record. Gene Ontology annotation, molecular function: protein dimerization activity. The transcript is spliced from 5 exons. Lineage: Eukaryota; Metazoa; Arthropoda; Arachnida; Ixodida; Ixodidae. The coding region runs from base 1 to 1188 and encodes 395 amino acids.